This is a messenger RNA of Effrenium voratum, 3558 nucleotides long. NCBI's taxonomy places the organism in Eukaryota, Dinophyceae, Suessiales, Symbiodiniaceae. The record is from the annotation of a GenBank genome assembly.
AUGUGGCUUGCGAAGCUCAACACGCGGUCGAGUCUUACAAAGGUGGGAGGCCCUGACGAGAAGAGCCGAGGCGCGAGCUCCUUCCCCGAGCUCGCUGGCCGGGCGGAGGCAACGGCGAGUUUUGAGGUGCUUUGUGGAGGGAUCAGCUUCAUGCCCUCCAACAUGGAAGCCCAGAGGCUCCGCGUGAAGGGCAUGAAGUGCAACUCCUGUGUGAAGAAGAUCAAGGAGGCCCUCCAGGACCUGCCCUGGCCAGAAGUUGCAGCGGUGGAAGUGGACCUGGCCAAGGCCUUGGUGGAAGUGCGCCUCCUGGAGGAGCCACAGCACAAGGCCUAUGAGGCAAUCUCGCAAGCCAUCGAAGGCUUAGGCAUGGAGGUAUCCCAGUACGACAUCGAGGCGCCGAAAGAGGCAGAAGCUCCGCGGGUAGUGGACUUCGAAGUGCGGGGCAUGAGCUGCGGGUCCUGCGUGAGGAAGAUCGAACAGGCGGUGAAGAGUCUGCCAGACGUCCUGGAUGUGAGCGUGAACCUCCUAUCAGAAUCAGCACAGGUGCAAGUCCGGCCAGGCGCGGAUGCGAAGGUGAUCGUUCCUGCCAUCCAGCAGGCCAUUGCAGCAGUGGGCUACCAGGCAAGCCCUACGAACUUAGCAACGGAAGCCUCCGAUGCCGAUCUGACCCUGGAAGUGCUUGGCAUGACCUGCGGCUCCUGCGCUUCUACAGUUGAGCGCGCUCUUCAAGGCACCGGACUCGUCCAGCAGGCCUUCGUGAACCUCCUGGCGGAGACGGCCUCGGUGCGGCUGAAGUCGGGAGUCUCCGCGAACGCGGUGGAGGAGCUGAAGGAGGCGGUGGAGUCUGCCGGGUACUCCGUGGCACUCAAAACAGCGGAGGUUGGAGAGGAAGAGGAGAUCUUGCUGGCCGCUUCUUUCCCAGCCCAGGCGGACCUGGAGUCCCGCAGCUCGGUGCUCGCGCGCGCGGCCGCGGAGCUGCGGCGCUGGGCCGCGGUGGUGGCGGUGGUGCCGAAUGUGAGCUCCGAGGUGGAGCUUCGAGUUCGGUUCCGCCCAGCAGGGCAGCGAGAGCAGGUGGUGCGGCAGAUGGUUUGGUACCUCGAGGACCUAGGCCUGGAGGUCCGGGCCCAGCAAGCCACCCAGUCCCCGCUGCAGCGAGCGCAGGCCAGGCGCGCAGAGGAAGCACUGCAGUGGCGCAAGAGUUUCUUGGUGGCGUUGGUCUUCACGGUGCCCGUGGUGGUGCUGAUGUGGCUUUUGCUGCCCAUCAAGGCGGUGGAAGCUGCGCUCAUGCUCGGAGGCACGGACCUCGCGGGCAUCCUGAUGCUCGUGUUGGCCACCCCUGUCCAGUUUGUGAGCGGCUGGGUCUUCUACCGCGAAAGCUUCCAGGGCCUGCGCCACCGCAAGCUGGGCAUGUCCGCCAUGGUGGCCCUAGGCACGUCUGCCGCCUAUGCGUCCUCCUGCGUGACCCUGGUGAUGAAGCUUUGCCACGACGAGCCAGCAGCCAUGCACCUCGACUUCGACACCUCCGCCCUGCUGGUGACCUUUGUGCUGCUGGGGAAGUGGCUGGAGUGCCGCGCCAAAGGGAACACCGGUGACGCCAUUACUGCCCUGCUGGCCUUGCAGCCACAGCGGGCAUUGCUGAUGCUGCAGGACAGCGAGCGGCAGGUGGACAGCAAACUGCUGGUGAAGGGCGACCUGGUCCGGGUGCUUCCAGGCUCCAAGGUCCCGGCGGAUGGCCUCGUGCAGUCCGGGGAGUCCUCCGUCGACGAGUCGGCGCUCACAGGGGAGGCAUUGCCGGUGCCCAAGGGCCCCGGGGACAAAGUGGUGGGCGGCACUACGAACCACGGAGGCCAGCUGCAGGUGCGGCUGGAGGCGGUGGGCGCGGACUCAGCGCUGGCGCAGAUCGCCGGGCUAGUGGAGCAGGCGCAGUCGCAGCGGGCGCCCGUGCAGGAGUUUGCAGACAAGGUCUCUGGGGUGUUUGUUCCCACCGUCAUGGUCCUCAGUCUGACCACGCUGGUGCUGUGGCUGCUGCUGCUCCACUUUGGCGUUGUGAAGAUGGACCAGUUGCCGGAAGCAGACCGCCACAAUGCCUUCUCCUUCAGUCUGAUGAUGGCCAUCUCGGUGCUGGUGGUGGCGUGCCCCUGCGCCUUGGGCCUGGCGGCGCCCACGGCGGUGAUGGUGGGCACCGGGGUGGGGGCCAGGAGUGGGGUGCUCAUCAAGGGCGGCCAGGCCCUGGAGGCGGCCCACUUGGUGGAAGCUGUGGUUUUGGACAAGACCGGCACCAUCACCGAGGGCAAGCCCAAGGUUACGGAUAUCGAAUCCGCAGCCACAGAGCUACCAGACGUGCAGCGCCACCUGCAGUCCUUAGGUCUGACCUUCGACUCUGAGACGGUUUGGAGCCACAUGCUGCCGGCGCUCUGGUUGGCCGGCAGCGCGGAGAAGGGCUCUGAGCACCCGCUGGGCCAGGCCAUUGCCCAGGAGGCGCAGCGCCUAACCGGCGGCCUGGCUGAGCCGCGGAGCUUCAAGGCCUGGCCUGGCCGGGGCUUGGAGGCACGGGUCCUGGAGCACCAGGUCCUCUUGGGCAACAUGGCGUGGAUGGAAAGCAACGAUGUUGACGUCAGCCGCGCAUCCCAUUUCAUCAACCUACAGGCCCAGCUGGAGGAGGACGGGAAGACGGUGAUUUUCGUGGCGGUGGACGGGUUGUUGAGCUUGCUCCUGGCGCUUAGCGACACCGUGAAGCCGGAGGCUGCGCAGACCAUCCAGGCUUUGGCUCGCAUGGGCCAGGAGGUGUACAUGCUCACCGGGGACAAUGCCCGCACGGCCGCCGCCAUCGCGCGCCGGGUGGGCAUCCGCCCCGCGAACGUGGUGGCGGGCGUGCUGCCCUCGGGGAAGGCGGAGAAGGUGAGGGAGCUCCAGAGGAGACUAGCUCCGAGCUCUCACGCACGGGAGGUGGCGGCGAAGCCCCGGUGCGUGGCGAUGGUGGGGGACGGGGUGAACGAUGCCCCGGCGCUCGCGCAGGCGGACCUGGGCAUCGCCAUCGGCGCGGGGGCGGAGAUCGCCAUGGAGGCAGCGGACAUGGUGCUGGUGCGCUCCAAACUCUCUGACGUGGUCACUGCGCUGCACCUCUCCACUGCCAUCUUCCGGAGGAUCCAGCUGAACUUCUUGUUCUCCCUGGGCUACAACUGCCUCAGCAUCCCCCUGGCCGCGGGGCUCUUCUUCCUGCUGACGGGUCAGCCCCUGGCGCCCUUCGUCUCGGGCGGCGCCAUGGCCCUCUCCUCGGUCUCGGUGGUGUCCUCCUCCUUGCUGUUGCGGCGGUACCGGGCCCCGACCGUGGAAGGCCCUCCGCGGGAGUUUUGGUUCUCCCGCCUGGCGGAGCGCAUGGGGCUCCGGGCGCGGCGCGAGCUGCUGGAGGACCGCCAGGCUCAAAUCCUCUCGGCGCAGCUGCAGCUGCAAGGCAUGGUGGAGACCUGCGGACAUCUCAAAGGUGCCGACUGCGCUUGCGAGCCCUGCCUUUGCCAGAGGUGCGGCUCGCACGUGAGCACCGCAGCAUCCGAGUCCUGA